ACCAAAAGCUUCAUUUUUUAAAUAUUCCAUAUUUUGAAAUGCCGUAUUCUGAAAUUGCAGUUAAAUUCCUAGCUUUUUUGGAUGGAGGUGAAUUUAUUAUGAUUAGUGAAAAGCCAACAUAUAGAAUAUAUAUAUUCAAUCAAGAAAAUAAUAAAUUUAUUCAUAAAUCAACAAUAAAAAUAGAAUCAUAUGAUGAAAACAACCAAAAAAUGUUCUUAUCUAAUGGAAAACUGUUUAUUUAUGAUAAAAACAUAGGAAAUAUUACUAAAUGGGAUAUUAAAUCUUCGAAUUUUGAAGCACAUUUUUUAUUCGAUAAUAGUUUCGAUGUUAAAGAUAUGAAACUAAGUGAUAAUGAA
Molecule: messenger RNA, 356 nt
Organism: Dentiscutata heterogama
Lineage: Eukaryota; Fungi; Glomeromycota; Glomeromycetes; Diversisporales; Gigasporaceae
Source: the annotation of a GenBank genome assembly